AUGGGUGGUACAACUGACACGCAAGACAACCCCCCCUGUGACUGCAACGCUUUCAUUUGCUUCGCUGACGUCGUUGGCGCGCUGUUGGCCUUCACCACGACGCCCAACGGUCCCGGUCCAUGUGAUUGGCUGACAGUGCUCGAGUCUUCCACCAGCGAAACGCGCCGCCAGGUUUGGGAAGUGCUUUACCAGUUGUGCUGGCGGCGGUGUGGUCGCAGUGGGGUUGCCAUCUUCACCGACGGCUGUUUGGGGAUGGGCAAGGGCGUGGGCGAGAAGGGAAGCAGCUUCGUGUCGCGAGACAUGUCUGGAGGGCGCAGUUCAUAUAACCAUGGAAUUAGCGCUGCGUGA
Molecule: messenger RNA, 348 nt
Organism: Plenodomus lingam JN3
Lineage: Eukaryota; Fungi; Ascomycota; Dothideomycetes; Pleosporales; Leptosphaeriaceae
Source: RefSeq, a predicted model, not a curated record